Molecule: messenger RNA, 1502 nt
Organism: Glycine soja
Lineage: Eukaryota; Viridiplantae; Streptophyta; Magnoliopsida; Fabales; Fabaceae
Product: ell-associated factor Eaf-like
Exons: 6
Coding region: 278-1234 (318 amino acids)
Biological process (GO): positive regulation of DNA-templated transcription; regulation of transcription elongation by RNA polymerase II
Cellular component (GO): super elongation complex
Molecular function (GO): transcription elongation factor activity
Source: RefSeq, a predicted model, not a curated record
GUCACCCAAGACGACACAUGUUUGGGGUCAUUUUGAUUUGAGGUGCGUUUAGACAGAAGACAUUAGGUCACCUUUAGUUCUCUUCUCUCGCGCAAUUUCCAUCUGGUUCACGACACCUAAACAUUGCAUCAGCCUUCAAUCUUUCUCGUGAUUCCAUCUCCAUUCCUUUGAUUUGACCAUCUUCUCUUCGGAUCAUCAUCCAUUAAAGAUACAAACCUGAUUUUCGUCCCUCUCUACCGUAUAAGGCUGUCUCAGGUUUGUUAACUUUUCUUCCACCAUGGCUAACAAAUCUCAAGAAGAGCCCAAGACUGCUCCUGAGCCUGAUCGGUGGUACAAUCUCACCCUUGGACCUUCCUUCAAAGAUGAAUCCUCUAACAAAUACUGCACUCUACGAUAUGAAUUUAAGCCAGCUUCAGUUGAUAAGACUAAGCCAGGGUUGCUACGCAAGACCAAAGAGAACAGGGUUUCUGUGGAAUUUCAGAACAACCAAAUAGGAAAGCCCAAGGUGACAUUUGAGGGGAAUAGUGAGGAAUAUAAGGAAAAUGAUGCUGUAUUGUUCUUUGAUGGUGAGACACUUCGAUUGGAGCGGCUUCAUAGGGCAGUAAAGCAACUGCGGCAUCUACGAAUGCCAGGUGAAUCUGCAGGUGCUGCAUCUACAGUUGUGGCUGCUCCAUCUGGACCCGCUUUAGAUCCUCGAUCAUCCCCUGUUGGGAAGUCUGUAAAACCUGCACCUCUUGGCAGGAGCUCAUUUCUGGCUGUGCCAGUUGAAGUGGAACGCAUUGAUAUUGGUGAACCCGAGAAUACUGGAAUCAAAUCUGGUUCUAAGAUGUCAUUUGAUCAUCUAAAUGAACUGCCCAUUAAUACCUCACCAGAUGCUAAAAAUGAAGUCGAGGAACAUCAAGAUAUAGAUAUUCAUGACCUUUUUGGCAGCGAAACACCUGAGGAUGACCAUAAUGUUGAAGAAAAAGAUAAUGUUGGAUUUGACAUGAAUGUUCCACACACUGAUGAUGAGAUUGCUGAUGUGGAUGAUAGUGGUGAUGAGGUGGACAAAGGACCCAAUGCUGCAGAAGCUCUCGGAGACCAGGUGAAUGCAGACGGGAGGGAUGAGCAGACAUCUACAUCUAGCAGUAGUAGUGGUAGUAGCAGUAGUGAAAGUGGAAGUGGAAGUGGUAGUGGGAGUAGCAGCAACAGUGAUAGUGAAGGCAGUGAUGAAGACUCGGUUCACUCAAUCUGAAGUUAUACAACUGUGGUUUCUUUCUUUUCCUUUUCUCAUUGGUCAAGCCUGGCUUAGAAGAAAUUUAUAAGCCAUCCUCAGUGUGCUGAGGGUUAUAAAUAAUGUGCUAUAUUUUAUGUGUAUAUUAAUCGGCUUUAAAUAGUUUUGCGUUUUCAUUAAAGCAUGUGAAGCAAUUUUUAACUAGCCUAACUUGGCAACUUUCCAUGGGUGAAAAACUUGCUAGCUGGAGGUUCAUCUUUAGGAGACGAAAUGGAUUUGAAUUCUUUAA